AUGACCCCAGCUGGCAGGCAAUUGCAACUAGACUGUCAAAGAGGUGUAUUUGGCGGAUUCCACAAACUUUGUAAGAGUUUAUUGAUUUCGGGUUGGUUACCUGAUGCCCCAGUGACCUACAACCUCUUCAAGUGCAACAACAACACUCCCACCUAUGUCUGCAAAACACCCUAUCGUGUUCUCAACGCACCAGAACUGGCAGAUGAUUUUUACCUCAACCUUGUGAAUUGGAGCAAUAUGAAUGUACUUGGUGUUGGACUAGGGAGCUGUGUAUACCUAUGGACAGCACAUAACUCACCAGUCUCAAACGAUACAGUUGGCUCCGUUUCAUGGGUCCAAAAGUGCUCUCGUCAGGAUCGCAAGACCGUAUGGUGCACCAUCGAGAUGUCCGAGAAGCCUCUCACCAUCCGUUCAAGUGUAACUUUGUUGCUACUCAUCUGGUAUUCUACUUGUUCACCAUGCAAGAGGGAGUUCAACUGCAAGAUCGUGUUCCCUGCCUAG
Suillus fuscotomentosus is the source of this 501-nucleotide messenger RNA. RefSeq lists its product as uncharacterized. Lineage: Eukaryota; Fungi; Basidiomycota; Agaricomycetes; Boletales; Suillaceae. The transcript has 6 exons. The coding region runs from base 1 to 501 and encodes 166 amino acids. Gene Ontology annotation, biological process: positive regulation of anaphase-promoting complex-dependent catabolic process; anaphase-promoting complex-dependent catabolic process; positive regulation of ubiquitin protein ligase activity. Gene Ontology annotation, molecular function: protein binding; ubiquitin ligase activator activity; anaphase-promoting complex binding. The record is from RefSeq and is a predicted model, not a curated record. Gene Ontology annotation, cellular component: anaphase-promoting complex.